AUGGCUCACGUGUGGGCUACCUCUGAUAACAAGAAGUUCGAAGAUUUAGCUAGAUGGAAUGUUAAUGUGAGUUUUCUAGCAAAGUCAUCUUCCACAAUGUCAUCUGAAGGUCAAACGGGAAGUAUUACUGAAACUACCUUUCCUCAGACAGGUGAUGAUGAAAAAGCGGGAUCUCUGAGGACAUCUGGCGGGAAAGAAAAAUGCCAAGCCAAAGCUUCGAAAAGAAAACUACUGAAGACGUUGAGUCGCAAAGGUACAAAAAGUUUGCAGGACUUGAUCAAGUGUUCCAUCUGCCUGGAUCGACUGUAUAUCCCUAAGAUGCUACCUUGUCAGCAUACUUUCUGCCUUCUCUGUAUUCAGAACUGUAUUGUUGGUUCUGGUGACGCCGCUAAAAUACGCUGUGCACAGUGUCGAUCAGAGAACUCUCUGCCAAAAGAGGGAGUUUCUGUCCUUCCAGGAAACAUCUAUCUACAGUCCAUACUGGACCUACUCGAGACAGACUACGCUACAGUUGAUGACUUCGUUCAAUGCUCAAACUGUCAGACCAUCUGUUACGCUAAUGUCUGUGAACAUUGCAAUAACAGUUUUUGUCCAGUAUGUCAAGAGCGCCAUCUGGACGAAUUAAAGAAACAAUUGAGCCAAAUUGCUGAUCAACUAGAGAUGAUGACAGAUAAACUUGAGAAGCGUAUGGGAUUUUUUCAGGAUUAUUGCAUGAAAUUAAAAGAAGAGAUCCACGAGGCAGCAGUGAAGCACGUGAAGAAAAUUGUUGACACUGAGACGCACUUGCUGCAGAAUGUGGAUCAGAUUAUGAGCAAUGAAGAUGUUAUCUGGAAAGAGUCGGUGAAAAAUCUGGAUAAAACAGUUCAACAGAUUCGUGACUCUGUGAAUAAAGAUUUUAACGAAGCCAGCGAUUCAGCAGAAAAGAAAGAAUAUAUUUUGAACUUUGAAAGAGAUACUGUGGAACCUAGUAUUGUUGGUGGUACACAUGUACCACUAUUACGAAUUGUUCAAGUUAAAGGUCAUGAUGGAGACAUGAUCACUGAAAUAUUUACAGAUCCUCAUUACAGACCCAUUUCUAAACAGUUUUCAGGUUAUUGA
Molecule: messenger RNA, 1098 nt
Organism: Limulus polyphemus (Atlantic horseshoe crab)
Lineage: Eukaryota; Metazoa; Arthropoda; Merostomata; Xiphosura; Limulidae
Product: RING finger protein nhl-1-like
Exons: 5
Coding region: 1-1098 (365 amino acids)
Biological process (GO): positive regulation of DNA-templated transcription
Cellular component (GO): chromatin; nucleoplasm
Molecular function (GO): ubiquitin-protein transferase activity; metal ion binding
Source: RefSeq, a predicted model, not a curated record